Messenger RNA from Trichobilharzia szidati, 4156 nucleotides. Lineage: Eukaryota; Metazoa; Platyhelminthes; Trematoda; Strigeidida; Schistosomatidae. The record is from the annotation of a GenBank genome assembly.
GGAUCAGUUAUUGGAAUAAGAGCGUUGGCGGAUAUUCAAAUUUGACGCUACAACUCAAUUGAUGGGCGAAUAUGUAUAUAAAAAAGGUUAUUAUUCAAGGCUUUCGCAGUUAUAGAGACCAGACCUGUCCUGAGGAGUUUAGUCCACAUCACAACAUAAUAGUCGGCCGUAAUGGUUCGGGGAAGUCUAAUUUCUUUCAAGCAAUACAGUUUGUGCUCUCUGACGAGUAUAGUCACCUCAGUAAUCAGGAGAGACAAAAUCUGCUUCACGAAGGCACAGGUCCACGAGUCAUAUCUGCCUACGUGGAAAUGAUUUUCGACAACUCAGACAAUCGAAUUCCUUUUGAUAAAAAUGAAGUCUCUUUGCGGAGGAUUAUUGGCAGCAAGAAAGAUCAGUAUUUUCUUGACAAGAAGAUGGUCACGUAGGUUUAGUAGCAUGUAAUGACUUCGUCCAGGAAAGCUGAUGUAAUGAACAUGCUGGAGAGCGCUGGAUUUUCUCGUAGUAAUCCAUACUAUAUUGUUAAACAAGGAAAGAUCACUCAGCUGGCUACUGCACCUGAUCACCAAAGAUUGAAAUUACUAAGGGAAGUUGCCGGAACCAGGGUUUACGAUGAGCGAAAGGAAGAAAGUAAACAAAUAUUCAAAGAGUCAGAAGCUAAACGAGAGCAAAUAUCUGAACUUUUAAACAGUAUUGAGGAUCGUUUACGGACUCUUGAGAAUGAAACAAAAGAAUUGAAAGAAUAUCAACACUGGGACAGAGACAGACGUGCCUUAGAAUUUACGAUAUAUGAUAGAGAGUUGAAGGAAACGCGAAAGAAGCUAGAAGAACUACAGACUCGUCGAGAGCAAAGCAGUGAAAGUACCGCAGAAAUACGACGUGCUGCCAAAGAUUGUGCAGAUGCAAUAGAGAAACUAGAACGAGAUUUGAGGGAUAAUCGUUUGAAGGAAGCCCAAAUGCAAGAUGAAGUAGAGCAGGUUCAAGCAUCUGUGAGUGAUGUUCUGCAGCGUCGCGAACAACUUCAACUUACUAUAGCUGAUUACUCAGCAACUCUUCGAGGUGGUAAGUCUGCUCGUGAACGGGCUUCUGAAGAGCUGAAUCGUGUGAGAGAACAAAUUAGCUUGGUUGAACGUCGAUUGGCUGAAUUAAGACCUCAGUAUAAAAAGGCUAAACAAUAUGAAGAUGAAUUGGCCAAUGCACUUAGUGAUGCUGAGCAUCGUAGGAAGGAAUUAUUCGCCAAGCAAGGACGAGUCAAUCAAUUUCAAUCGCGUAGUCAACGUGAUGAAUGGAUUAAGGAUCAGAUGAAAAGUUUAGCCAAGGCUAUAAAAGACAAAGAGAACACAAUCAAUAAGUUGAAUGAUGAAAUUAAACGAGAUGAUGACAGGCGUGAAAAACUACAACAAGAUCUAAACGUAGCUGAAGAAAACAUGACUUGUGUUAGAAAAGAAUUAGAAACGGUUUCUGAGGAACAACGUAGACUACGACGUGAAAAAGAUGAGAUUCAAACAGACAGACAGACUGUUUAUCGAGAAGAGACUAGAAUAGCUCACGAACUGAAUAAUUUACGUGAUGAAUUGGCUCGAACUGAACAUAAUUUAAGAUCUAUUACUGGGAAAGGCAUUUUAAACGGUCUAGAUUCUGUUCGUAAAGUGGUUGAGAUAUUUCGUGAUCGCUAUGGUCCAGAUUGUGAUAUAGUACAAGGUUAUCAUGGGACGUUAAUAGAAUUAAUUGAUUGUCCAGAAACAUUCUACACUAGUGUAGAAGUAACAGCUGGUUCACGUCUAUUUUAUCAUGUAGUACAGAAUGACAAAUUAGUUAUCCGUAUGAUUGCAGAAAUAAAUAAACACAAUCUUCCUGGAGAAGUUAACUUCCUUCCAAUUAAUCGAUUGUGUGUACAGGAGUGUUCAUAUCCAGAGACAAAUGAUGCAAUUCCAAUGAUUUCUCGUUUGAAUUUCGAUCCUAAAUUUCGUGGUGUCAUGUUGCAUAUUUUCGGUAAGACACUGAUUUGUCGUAGUAUUGAAAUCGCAACUCAGUUGGCUCGGACGAAAAACUUUGACUGUAUCACGCUUGAUGGUGAUCAAGUAUCACGUAAAGGUACACUUACUGGAGGAUAUUAUGAUAGUCGAUUGUCACGAUUAGAAUUACAGAAACGUAAACAGAAGACAGAAAUUGAAAUUCAAGAAACUGAAAACGUUCGUGAAAAUAAUGCUAAACGUAAAGAACAAGUGGAUGCACAAAUUAAUCGUAUUAUAGAUGAUGUACAACGUAAGGAUACAGUACGAUCAAAACAUGAAAUGACAUUUGAUAAAUUAAAAAAGGAUAUUCAUAUGUGGAAAGAAGAAUUACGCGCAAAACAAGAAACUAAACCACAGAAAGAAUACAAAUUAUCUUCUUUAUGCCAUGAUUUGGAUCAAAUGAAGUAUACAAUGGAAUCAUACAAGGUUGAAUUAGGAACCGAUUUAUUAAGUCAAUUAUCUGUUCAAGAGCAACGUGAAGUUGAUCGUUUAAAUGAUAAAAUUCAGGAACUAACUAAAGAGGCUAAAGAAGCUUACAAGAAACGAAUUACGUUGGAAACUGAGAAAAAUGAGAAAGAAACUCAGUUGGAACAUAACCUGCUAAGAAAACAAGAACAAUUGGAAUCUGAAGUUGCUGAAGCUUCUGAACAAGAUUUACAGGAUCGUUUAGCCGAAGCUGAAGAAGAACUACGUGAAGUUGAACGUCGUAUUGAAGAUGCACAGCGUACAGUAGAUGAAGUUGAAGCUCGUCUAUCAGCUUUAUUGCAUGAACAACGUCAACUAGAAUCAGAAAUGGAGCGUAAAAAGCAAGAAGAGAAAGAAUACGCUGAACGUAUACAAGAUGAUCAACAGAAUUUAGAGAAGAUGCAAUCUAAACAAAGUCAACUGCUGAAAAAGAAAGAAGAGAAUAUGAAGAAGAUACGCGAUCUGGGAUCACUACCUGCAAAUACCUUUGAUAAGUUUCAAGACAAAAAUAUGAAACAGCUCUUCAAACUUCUUGAUAAAGCCAAUCGUGAAUUGAAACGUUACAGCCAUGUAAACAAAAAAGCUCUCGACCAAUUUGUAUCGCAUUCAGAGGAGAAAGAAAAACUACUCAAACGAAAAGAAGAAUUAGAUAAAGGAUGCCAAGCAAUUAAAGAUUUGAUGAAUGCACUAGAUCAUCAGAAGUAUGAAGCUAUUCAACUAACAUUUAAACAGGUGUCGAAGAAUUUUCAGGAUAUUUUUAAACGCCUUGUUCCUGAAGGUCGUGCAGAAUUAGUCAUGAAAAAAGGAGUUCGUCAAGAAGGUGAGGGGAGCAGUGAUGAAGACGAAGGUGCUGGUGGUGUUCCCAGUGUUAUUCCUGACGUGGAACGAUUUAUUGGCGUGGGUAUACGCGUUAGUUUCACUGGAGAUUCCGCUGAUAUGCGUGAUAUGAAUCAAUUGUCCGGUGGACAGAAAUCACUAGUUGCACUAACCUUAAUUUUCGCAAUUCAAAAGUGUGAUCCAGCACCGUUUUACUUGUUUGAUGAAAUUGAUGCUGCUUUAGAUGCACAAUACCGGAAAGCUGUGGCUGAUAUGAUUAGAGAUCUGAAAUCUGAAGCUCAAUUCAUCACCACCACAUUUCGUCCGGAGUUGUUAGAAUCAGCUGAGAAGUUUUACGGUGUCAAAUUUCGUAACAAGGUCAGCCAUAUCGAAUGCGUAACUAAGGCGGAAGCACUUGAUUUUGUGGAAGACGAUCAAACACAUGGAUAAUGUUAAUAAGAAGAUUAGUUACAAUCAUAAUAAUGGUAAUAAUAGUAAACUGUUUUAGUUGUACACAGAUUUUCUUUGUCCCUUAUGUAAACAAAUUCACAUUUUGAAAAUUUAUCUCUAAGAUCAACCAUUUGUAAUAUUGUUGAAGCAAUUUUCGAAAAAUUCUUUUGAAUAAACAUUUUUCGUGUUACAUUUACAAGUGCAUUUAAAAAGUUCUUGCUUUCCUCACCCUGUGCAACAGCCGACUACCAGAUAGGUGUGUGCAUUUCAUUCUUAUUCUAUUCAUCACUUUUAAUCCACACUUGUUUGAUAUCAUUUUUUUAUUGUGUUUAUUAGUACUUUUUAUAUUAUUUUUAUAUCCUACUAUUUGUAAUAAUAAUAAUAAUAAUUUAAUAAUUAUGAGAAUAUUGGAA